This is a messenger RNA of Chara braunii, 1867 nucleotides long. Lineage: Eukaryota; Viridiplantae; Streptophyta; Charophyceae; Charales; Characeae. The record is from the annotation of a GenBank genome assembly.
CCUACCUAUUCUUUCCCCUCCAGUCCGAAUACUGGGCCAGUCUAUCUGAUUGGCCCAUAGGUGACUCUUCAGCGCAGUGUAUGCCACGACUCACUCGAUUACAGACCAAGACCAUGGACCGGAAGGAGGGAGAAUCCCUCCUGGCCUAUGAGGAACGCCUGGCUGCUUUCAUCCAGGAGGCCAACAACAGGGCUGCCGCUGCGGCCAAGGAACGUGGUCGGAUUGAGCAAGAAGAAGAGGCCAAGCGACAGAAGGAAGAACAGGACCGACCUCGUCAAGAGGAGGCAGACCUGCAGGCGACAGCCGAACACCGGUCACGCCAGCGGGAACGACUGUUCACGCGGGAGACCGUGAUCGGCGAUGAGGCCGCAAAUUGGGUGCAAGUGGCAUCUACAGACGAGGCCCCGGAGACUGAGAAAGGGUUGUCAGCCCUUGCGCAGGUCUCCCACGACCUCGUGGCCACCUGCGUUCUGCAACAGGAGGAAAUCCUUCACCUGCAGCAGACAGUGGACCAGAUGCUCGCACGACUGCAGGCGUUGGAAAAACAGCCAGCUGCUGUAGCAGCCGCAGGGCCUUCAAACCUUGCCACCCGUGUUGAAGUUUUGGAGGACGACGUCAGCAAUAUCAAGCGUGUGCAUCAGGACUUCAGGACGUCGCAGCAAGCAACGAACUUGCAGUUAGAGACGCAGGUCCAGGCUGCUGCCACCGUGACGCCCGCCGCCGCAUCCUCCAGGCGCCCACCCAAGCUAGAAGACAUUCCAGUUUUCUGCGAUCAGUCCAAGACGGAACCGAUCCCGUGGUGGCGCCAGUUUACUCUCAGGCUCGACAUGCACCAUGUCCCGAACAACGAUCGACAUCCGUGCUUGUACCAUCGAUCUGAUGGUGCGUGUCAAGCAUGGCUGGACAACAUCUUGACCAGCCACGGCGUAGCAGUGUUGGAACUGCACACCAAGCUCACUUGGCAGGAGUUGACUGACGCCUGGCACAAGCGAUUCCAAGUGGAGCCGCCCGACCUGCAAGCGAUGGACAAGCUCAACAAGCUCCAUCAAAACACGAUGCUCAGUCAGGACUGGAUUACCGAGUUCCAAAGACUCGCCUCCACACCUGACCUGCCGCUCGCAUUCCUCGCCAUUAAGCACUUGUUUAUCAUGCGCUCGUGUCCAGCUCUGCAAAACGUGCUGACACAGAUUGCAGAGACACUCGACACAUCUGAAAAGCUUUUCAGCACAGCAUCACGGAUCAUUCUCACGAAUACCGAAGCCCGCAACGCCGGUCGAUCUUCCACGACGACGAGCGGCACCCAGCCCAAGCCAAAGGUGGCUUGCAUUACUUCUACCGAGGCUGCAACACCAAACGAGGGUGAAGUGUUGGGAGCUGCCCGGGAUGGUGGCCGGCCGCGCAACAACCACGGCCGCGACAAGACGAAGGCUCAGUCCACCUCUACACCGAGCACCGGAUCAGCCGCCGACAAACCUUGGGCACAAUACGGACUCUCGGCGAAUUCCUAUAGCACGCGACUCAAGUACCGUUAUUGCCUUUGGUGCAACAGCACCAUCCACGAUGCUGCACAUUGCCCCACCAAGGGGAAACCCCUCCUGGCCCAGCGCUACAUAAGCUGGGCCGUUGCCCAGUUCGUGGACAGAAGGUACCAGGAGAAAUCCAGCGUUAUGCUGGUUCAGGAACUUGGCUGCUGCGCUAUUUUGGAGACUCCCUGCUGCGCUACUUCGAGACUGCAGCUGCACUGCUCAUCGGCAAUGAGGCACAGCGCUGGAGGAGUCCAGCGCCGAGGAGAGUAGUGGAGUUAGUGAGAGAGAGAGAGAGAGAGAAGAGGACUUACCUGCCCAGCGCCAUAGCUGGCUCCGCGGUA